AUGGAAUCAUCAACGAAUUUUCAUCAUCUUUCUUCAAUAUUCUUCUUCUUAAUCAUCACAAUUUUAUUCAUUUUUCCUAGUACUACAAAUUCAAUCUCAUUUAGCUUCCCAAAUUUCCCAAUAUAUGAUCUUCGAAUAAGUCUAGAAAAUGAUUCAACCCGAGGCGAUAAUAAUGUCAUUGAACUCACUCCAAACUUAGACAAAGCUGUCCGUGGGAGUGUUGGCCGUGCUACCUAUUCAGAACCAAUAAAACUUUGGAAUGCAACCACUGGAAGGGUCAUAGACUUUGUUACGCACUUCUCCUUCAUGGUAACAAGGACAAAUUUAAGCAAUUAUGGAGACGGUAUCAGUUUUUUCUUAGCACCUUCUGGGUCUAAAGUUCCUCCAAGAUCUUCAGGUGGUUAUCUUGCCUUGUUCGAUCGCAUGAAUGCUGAAAAAAAGUUGCCGACUAAUCAAAUUGUUGCAGUUGAGUUUGACACUUUUCAGAACCCAUGGGAUCCAAGUACUGAUCAUGUGGGAAUCAAUGUUAACUCGAUAAUAUCCGAUGCAUAUGUUGCAUUAGAAAACAAUAGUAUAAAAAGUGGAAGAACAGCUAAUGCAUGGGUAAGUUAUAAUUCUAGUAAAAAAAAUUUAAGUGUUUAUCUUACUUCUGAUGAUAAUCCUGUUUUCAAUGGGAAUUCCAUUUUGUAUCAUAUUAUUGAUCUAAGCAAAGUUCUACCUGAGAGGAUUACUGUUGGGUUUUCCGCGUCUACUGGCUGGUCUGCAGAAAUCCAUAGACUCAUAUCCUGGCAAUUCGACUCUAGUAAUUUAGAAAUCGGUGAAGGAAAAGCAGAAUUGAGUAAAAGAAAAGAAAGUAGAAUUGGAUUGGUGGUGGGUCUUGUGGUUGGUUUAGGUGUUUUGGGUUGUGGGAUUGGUUUUGCUUUGUUUAUGAUCUGUUGGAAGAAGAGGCGCAGCUCAAGCAAGAAUAAUGACUACGAGGUACCAAAUUCUGACAUGGAUGAUGAAUUUGAGAGAGCAACCGGGCCGAAGAGGUUCUCGUAUAGCGAACUGGUUAAUGCAACAAAUAACUUCGAAGAGAAAGGGAAACUUGGAGAAGGAGGGUUUGGGGGUGUUUAUAAAGGAUUCUUAAGCGAUAUGAACUUGAAUAUUGCCGUUAAGAGGGUCUCCAGAGACUCAAAACAAGGAAAAAAGGAAUACCAGUCAGAAGUGAAGAUCAUUAGUCAGUUACGGCAUAGAAAUUUGGUUCAACUCAUAGGUUGGUGCCAUGAAAGCAAUGAAUUGCUUCUAGUUUAUGAGUUCAUGCCAAACCGGAGCCUCGAUAACCAUCUGUUUCGUGGGGAAAAUGUUCUCACUUGGGAGGUCAGGUACAAAAUAGCUAUUGAUUUAGCUUCUGCUUUGCUUUACUUGCAUGAAGAAUGGGAACAAUGUGUAGUACACAGAGAUAUUAAAUCAAGUAAUAUAAUGUUGGAUUCAAAUUUUAAUGCUAAACUCGGGGAUUUUGGUUUAGCAAGGCUUGUUGAUCAUGAUCUAGGUUCUCAGACCACUGCGGUAGCUGGAACCAAGGGUUACUUGGCACCAGAAUGUGUUACUACGCGUAAAUCAAGUAAGGAAUCUGAUGUUUAUAGUUUUGGAAUUGUGGCACUUGAGAUUGCUUGUGGGAGGAAGCCGGUCGAAGUAUCUGGGGGACUCUUAUUAGUAGAGUGGGUUUGGGAACUCUAUGGAAGUGGUCGGAUUAUUGAAGCAUCCGAUGAGAGGCUAAACAAAAAUUUCGACGAACAACAAAUCAAAAGGUUGAUGAUUUUAGGACUAUGGUGUGCACAUCCUGAUUAUAGAUCAAGACCUUCAGCUACUCAAGUGAUUAACGUUCUUAAAUUUGAAGCUCCAUUGCCUAAACUUCCACUUGAAUUACCAAGUAUUCUUACAGUAUCUCUUCCAACAUCACCAUCUCGGUCUGAUAUUCUGUCCCUGGCUAGUCUCACAGAUACACUCACAGGCCGAUAG
This is a messenger RNA of Papaver somniferum (opium poppy), 2001 nucleotides long. Its product is annotated as L-type lectin-domain containing receptor kinase IX.1-like. Lineage: Eukaryota; Viridiplantae; Streptophyta; Magnoliopsida; Ranunculales; Papaveraceae. Gene Ontology annotation, biological process: protein phosphorylation. Gene Ontology annotation, cellular component: plasma membrane. The record is from RefSeq and is a predicted model, not a curated record. The transcript is spliced from 2 exons. Bases 1 to 2001 code for a protein of 666 amino acids. Gene Ontology annotation, molecular function: ATP binding; carbohydrate binding; protein kinase activity.